GAACCUGAAUUAGAGCUUAAACCAGACGGUCAAAAGGAAAAUGUCUCUCCACCUAAAACCCAUUCCAUCAAUUGCAUUUCUCUCUUUGAUUCUUCUCUUUCUGAUCUCAUCCGCCACCGGCGAGGAUUCACCUACCGCUUAUGAAGUCCUUGAACAAUAUGACUUCCCCAUAGGUCUCCUUCCCAAAGGUGUAUCAAGCUACGAGCUAGACGAAACCACCGGCAAGUUCUCCGUCUAUUUGAACGGUAGUUGCAGCUAUUCAAUCGACAACUACGAGCUCAAAUACAAGUCUACAAUAACUGGGGUCAUAUCCAAGGACAAGCUAAGCAGCUUGAGCGGGAUCAAGGUCAAGGUCCUCUUUUUAUGGCUCAGCAUCCGGUCGGUAACCCGUGAUGACGAUGAGCUUGAAUUCUCAGUUGGGGUAGCGUCCGCUGAUUUCGCCGUCGAUAAUUUCAGUGAGUGCCCUACUUGUGGAUGUGGCUUCGAUUGUGAUACUGUUAAUGGUGGAAAGAAUAUUAAACCCAAUCAUCAGCUGAUAUCCUCUGCUUAGUUAAGUUGGCAUGUUUUGAUUAAGAGAGUUUAAGGUUUAUGUUAACAUUGUUUUGGGUUUAAUCAAAGAUUUCACUGUCAUGUAUGAUUGA
Gossypium raimondii (Peruvian cotton) is the source of this 641-nucleotide messenger RNA. RefSeq lists its product as hypothetical. The transcript has a single exon. Lineage: Eukaryota; Viridiplantae; Streptophyta; Magnoliopsida; Malvales; Malvaceae. The record is from RefSeq and is a predicted model, not a curated record. Bases 41 to 550 code for a protein of 169 amino acids.